AUGGAAGACAACGAUUGUGGUGAUUUAUUCAAAUCAUUAUGUUUUCAAUAUCCUUGUGAAUAUGGCGCAGAAUGUUCUAGUUACCAUUUAGAACCAGAUAAUGAAGUUUUAUAUAGAGAUACAGAGAUACUUGAUGAAGCUUCAGUAGAUAGCAAUUUUGAUACAUGGGACCUAGUUGAUAAAUUCCUUGAUGACUAUACAAAGCAAGAAGGCUUCACUGUAUGUAAGAAAAGGCGUACAUUAGAUGCAAAAGAUAGUACCAUUAUAAGACGUCAAAUAUAUAAAUACUCUUAUGCUG
Molecule: messenger RNA, 298 nt
Organism: Dentiscutata erythropus
Lineage: Eukaryota; Fungi; Glomeromycota; Glomeromycetes; Diversisporales; Gigasporaceae
Source: the annotation of a GenBank genome assembly